[Candida] anglica is the source of this 3580-nucleotide messenger RNA. The record is from the annotation of a GenBank genome assembly. NCBI's taxonomy places the organism in Eukaryota, Fungi, Ascomycota, Pichiomycetes, Serinales, Debaryomycetaceae.
AAAUUAUUUACGAAAUAUUUUCUCUUUUAACCAUAUUAACAAACUGAAUACGGUAUUAUUUGUAAGAGAAUGGUCAAUUCCGCUUCAUCCGAACCAGGGUAUGCUCAAUUCUCAUUGCAACCAAAUUUUAAGCCAGUUGAUUCUCUUUUUGAGAAUAGAUUGAGACAAUUUAUUGAUAAUGGUGGUCAAUAUAGAGAAUUGAAUUUACCACACUUUUAUGAUAAAGACAGAGUUGAUACCAAUACUGAAUAUAUCAACAUUAAAGUGUAUCCAGUCCCAGACAUUGAUGGCAAAACUCAAAGACCCCUUUUUAAAGAUAUUAAUUUUAAAAAAAUUGAUUGGGAUGAUGCAAAUAAAGGGUAUUCAUUUGGACCAUCAUGGAAAACAUUUUGGUUUAAAGUUGAAUGGGAAAUCCCAGAGAAAUGGUUAACCGAAAAGGGAAAUGGGAAAGAUGAACAAGAGAUUCAUUUUGAAUGGGAUUGUGGUAAUGAAGGAUUACUCUACACUAGUGAUGGGCUCCCACUUCAAGCAUUUUCUGGUGGAGGGGAAAGAAUUAGAUAUAAUAUUCCUAAGGAAUAUCGUAUUAAGGGUAAACAAUUGUUCUAUUUGGAAACUGCUUGCAAUGGUAUGUUUGGAGUUGGAGACCAGGGUAAUCCUGAUCCAAAUAGAUAUUUUGGCCUUGAUAAAUGUGACCUUGUAUUACCAAAUGUUACGGCUAGGAAGUUGUAUUAUGAUUUUUGGAUCAUUUCAGAUGCUGCAAGGGAAUUUUCUGGUCAACAAUGGCAAAAAUGGACUGCUAAUCUGAUUUGUAAUGAAAUAAUGGACACAUUUGACCCAGAAGAUGUGAAAAGUUUAGAUAAAUGUCGUGAAAUUUCUAAGCGGUACUUGGGAAAAGACAUUGAUUCUGAUGAUGUAUUCCAUGUUGAAACUUUUAAAGGAAGAAUUGAUGUAUUUGGUGUUGGGAAUUGUCACAUUGAUACAGCCUGGUUAUGGCCAUUCGCAGAAACCAAGAGAAAAAUCGUUAGAUCUUGGACUACUCAAUUGAAAAUAGCUGAUGAAUAUCCAGAAUAUAUUUUUGUUGCUUCUCAAAUGCAGCAGUUUAAAUGGUUAAAGGAAUAUCAUCCUGAAAUUCUCAAGUUGGUUCAUGAGAAAUUUGCAGCCAAUCAAUUUUUACCAAUUGGGGGUUCUUGGGUUGAGAAUGAUACAAACUUACCCAAUGGUGAGUCUCUUAUCCGUCAGUUUGUAUUGGGUCAGAACUUUCAAUUAAAUGAAUUUGGUGUAAAGGCUGAUAUUUUUUGGUUACCUGAUACAUUUGGAUAUUCAUCUCAGAUCCCACAAAUUUGUCAAACAGUUGGAAUUGAAAAGUUUGUAACUCAAAAAUUGUCUUGGAAUAACAUCAAUCAAUUUCCAUUGAGUACUUUCAACUGGGUUGGAAUUGAUGGAUCUCAAGUUUUAGUUCAUAUGCCUCCAGCUAACACUUAUACCGCAGAUGCUAAUUUUGGGGAUGUAGUGAGAUCACAACAGCAACAUAAGAACUUAAGAGAUGUUCCCACUGGAUUAUUACUUUAUGGUAAAGGUGACGGAGGUGGUGGACCUACAGAAGAAAUGUUGGAGAAGUUACGUCGUUGUAGAGGUAUUGCAAACGAAAAUGGCUUGAUGCCUACUCUUCAAUUGGGAGUUACAGUGGAGGAUUUCUUUGACGAUGUAUUGGCAAAAUCUAAACAAGGAUCUUCGUUGCCAAGUUGGGUUGGUGAAAUCUACUUGGAAUUCCAUAGAGGUACUUACACAACUCAAGCAGAUAUUAAAAAGUAUAUGAGAAAGGGAGAGAUUAAAUUACAUGAUUUAGAAUGGAUUGCAACUUUACUCUCAUUACAAGAGAAAUUUGAUUACAAGUAUCCAAAGAAAGAAUUACAAGCCUUAUGGGAGGAUUUAUGUUUGUGCCAAUUCCACGAUGUUUUACCAGGUAGUUGUAUUGGAAUGGUAUACUACGAAGAAGCUAAGCCAAUGUUGAGAAAGUUAUUAUCGAAAGCCGAUGAUUUGAUUAAAGAAGCAUUGAAAGCUUUAAAGGUCGGGUCUGAAUCUAAUCAAACAUCUACAGGUUUAGAUAACUUGGCUUUUUUGAACACUUUACCAUGGACCAGACAUGAGGUUGUCAAGUUGACAAAAGACCAAGUUCCUGAAUUAUUUACCUAUGGAGAAUUGGAUUCCAAUUACUCUGGCUAUGCCAUUCAAAAGUUAAACGACUCGGUGUUAAUAUCUGUCAAUGUUGGAGCUGAUGAUGUAAAAAUUAACAAGUUAUCUGAUAUCAAGUACCAUGCCUCUGUAAAGGAUAAUAAAGAUGGAACAUUUAUUUUAUCCAAUGAAUUAAUCAAGGCUACCAUUACUAAGAAUGGUGUAAUUACUUCUUUAUUUGACACAGUGAACAAGAGAGAAGUUAUAGAUACAAGGUUAACCAAACAAACUGGAACUGGAAAAGACUCAUCAGUUGUUGGAGGAAAUCAAUUCGUUUUAUUUGACGAUGAACCUUUGAAUUUCCCAGCUUGGGAUACUGAAUUAUAUUCGUUAAAUAAAUUUAAAUUUUUAACGGGAGGUGAAAUCUCUAUAGCUGAAUCAGGUCCAUUGAAAUCUUCUUUAAUUGUUAAGCAUUCAAUUUCAGAGAAAUCAUAUAUCAAGACAGAAAUUUCAAUUGAAGGCCUUCUUGAUGCCACAUUUACUCAAAACAAUUAUGUUAAAUUUGUCAGUGAUGUAACUUGGCAUGAAACUUACAAGUUUUUAAAAGUACAAUUUCCAACCACUAUUCAUACUGCUCAACAGGCAAAUUAUGAAACUCAAUUUGGAAUUACUCAAAGACCGACUCACUUCAAUACUUCUUGGGAUGUAGCUAAAUUUGAAGUUUGUCAUCAUAAAUUUAUGGAUCUUUCUGAAUUCAAUUAUGGUGUAUCUAUUUUAAAUGAUUCAAAAUAUGGAGGUGCCAUUCAUGGGAAUUUAAUAAGAUUAUCAUUAUUGAGAUCACCAAAGGCUCCAGACGAAAAGGCUGAUAUGGGAGACCAUCAUUUUGAAUAUGCUAUCUAUCCACAUAAACACUAUCUAGGCUCAGAUACAGUUAAAUUGGGUUAUAACUUCAAUCAUAAGCUUGAACAUCAUACUUUGAAAUCUGACGAUUUAACUCUGUUUGGAAAAUUGAUUUCUCUAGAGAGUGAAAGUGAAAGCUUAAUUUUAUCACAAAUUAAACGAUCUGAACACGAUGAAGAUCUUUUGAUUUACGAUAACCUUGAGGCUAAAAACAAGGGCCAUAAAUCCUUUGUUAUUAGAGUUUAUGAAGCACUUGGUGGGUACUCACUGGGUACUUUAAAGGUUGAUCUAAACAAGUUACAGGUAACUACAGUUUACAAAACCAACUCUUUAGAGGAAGAAGAUUCGGAAAUUGAAAUUAACAAAGAUGGGGAAGUUGAAAUCGAAUUACGUGGGUUCGAAAUUGCAACCUAUAAGUUUGUUUUGAAAUGAUUAUAUUUUGUUUAUGUUAGUUUAUAUAUUUGUUUUGUCUUUACAAUUUUUUCUCUUUUAAAAGUGAAUAUGCAAU